Molecule: messenger RNA, 837 nt
Organism: Bactrocera tryoni
Lineage: Eukaryota; Metazoa; Arthropoda; Insecta; Diptera; Tephritidae
Product: kelch-like ECH-associated protein 1
Exons: 6
Coding region: 1-837 (278 amino acids)
Molecular function (GO): protein binding
Source: RefSeq, a predicted model, not a curated record
AUGCUAUUCACAAAACCACGUGGUGUCAGUGUUACAAAUUGUGGUGAGAAAACAAUUCUAGCGCUUUGCUCAGAGCAGAAUCCCAAGCUGCUGCAAUACAACAAAACUGAGGAUAAAUGGGAGGAAUAUGCGAGUAUAAAAAUCGAUUACGAACUAUAUAGAACUAUUUUAAAGGAUGAUCAUUUAUUAUUUAUUGGCGGUUGGGAAACAAGAAGUCGACACUGCGUUGUCGAAUUAGAUGAUAAAAUCUACGCGAUUGGUGGUUGUGAUGGUAAUAAGGAUUUGUCGUCGGUGGAAAUUUAUAGAUGGCGCAUUCUGUUUUUCAUUGCUUCCAGAUAUACGACUUCUGAUGGUUGGGUGUUUGUGACCAGCUUAAUUGUUGGACGAAAUAACGCAGGUGCAGCAACAUCAAAUGGUAAAAUUUACGCAAUGGGCGGUUAUAAUAACAAUGGAGGUUUAAAAUCCGUCGAAUGCUACAAUCCGGAUUCGAAUACUUGGACUUCUUGCGCUGAUAUGACAAAAUGUCACAGUUUACCUUGUGUAGCUGCACAUAAAGGUCGCAUUUAUGUUUUAAGCCGUAGAGGUGCUGAGCGUUACGAUCCUCAGCUAGACACAUGGUCACAGAUUUGCUUUUUGGAAGUUGGUCCUGGUUGGAUGAGUUGCGUAUCGCUGGACAAUAAACUAUGGGCUCUUGGUGGCAAGUCUAAAUCUGCUGACAAGUCAUGUGUAUCAGUUUUUGAUGAAGAAAAUUCCUGUUGGGUAGAAAGUUGCUCAUUACCCGAAAGUAUAGUGCGUAACUGCUUUGUUGUACCUGAAUCCUUACUGUCGUCGAUGUGA